Molecule: messenger RNA, 6726 nt
Organism: Neoarius graeffei (lesser salmon catfish)
Lineage: Eukaryota; Metazoa; Chordata; Actinopteri; Siluriformes; Ariidae
Gene: tex2
Product: testis expressed 2
Exons: 14
Coding region: 374-3673 (1099 amino acids)
Cellular component (GO): endoplasmic reticulum
Molecular function (GO): lipid binding
Source: RefSeq, a predicted model, not a curated record
GAAUCCGUUUAUUCUCUCCGACUUUGCUUCCUCGAGCUGCUCUUAUUUGGCUUCGGAACACAGAAAUGUUUCUACACGACGCGCGAUUCAUCACGGAAGGCGAACCGAGUGUCAGAGGAAUGAAUGAGACGACGUGACGGGUUUAUAGGAAACGACACGACGUGAAGACAUCGAAUGAUUGCAUGGCUAUGUGCUUGAUUUUAUGCACCUGUCAGCAGUGAACACCUGAACUCGAUGAUUACAAGGGGCGUCCGCAAAGGUUGGUGGAAGCCAUGAGGCAUGACACACUGUGGUGGCCCAAUGCGGACACAGUUGCAGGGGCAGAUUGAAUGCUACUGAAGUCUCAAGGCUCUGAGCCUUCUGGAGUGCUGCCAUGACCAGUCAGGGAGGCAGCAAUGUGGACACACCCAGCCACCUGCCUUCCUCAUCAUCCUCAUUCCUCCGGCCAUCCUCAGGUCCAAAACUACACGUACAGCGCUCGCUGUCCCGUGACACAAUCACCAUCCAUUUCUCAACCCAGGGCAAGGAGGAAGAUGAGGAGGAUGAAGAGCUCUACAAAUUGGCCGUGUCCACACCUGGUCUGGAUGGUGAUGAUCAGGGCAUAGUCACAGCUUUGGAGGCUAGUGAGGAGUUGCUGUUUGAAGGAACAGGACCAGGUUCAGAGGUGUCCCUUUCAUCUUCUGCUAUGGCAUCAUCUUCAAUGGUCACCCAUACCCAAAGUUCAGCCUUAGCUAUUCAGCCAUUAUUCACCAGCCUUGGCUCGUCCUCUGUGUAUAGCCCUGCUAGCUCCUCCUGGCCCUCAGAGCAAUGGACCCAAAUCCCUCCACCUACCACUUACUCUGCCUCUUCCACUUCGUCUCCAGUCAAGUCCUCAGCUGUGCACUCAAAGCCAUUCCUCAGCCUCGUGAGGUCUCUGUCUACUGAGGUGGAGCCUCGUGAAGGCGUCCCUUCAGCAACUGCCCCUCAGCCUAUGCGACACAGACAUCUGAUGAAGACUCUCGUCAAAUCUUUGUCUACUGACACAGCCCGUCCUGAACAGGAAACCUCAUCCUACCGGCCCCCUGAUUCACGCCGCAACCUGCAUCUCUUCAAACCUUUUACCCAACCUCGUGUCACCACCACUGCCAGUGGUGACUCCAAAACAGCACCAUCCUCACCGAUUGCUUCACCUGACGGUCGUUCCUUCUUUAAGGUGCAGGAAGUUGAAGCACGCAUUGAAGAUACCAAGCGGCGUCUCUCCGAGGUGAUGUGUGAACCCCUACAGCUGCUUAGCAAAAUUAUUGGUGAGGAAGGAGGAAGCACUGCUAGUGGAGUUUCAACGACUGGGACAGCAUGGGGGGCCCAACAUCCCAAAAGUCUCUCAUCUAGCGCCUCAGAGCUUUGUAGUUUUGCAGCCCUUAAUGGCCACCUGGAAAGCAAAACUGACUAUUGCAUCAAAGAGGAAGAUGACUUGGAGGGUGACAGUCCACCAGAGGUAACUACCAAUGUUCAAGUUAUACCCAAGUCACCCUCCCUAGGCCUGGACAGGUGUGUUAUGUCAGCGUUGGCCAGGCAGGAAGAUGAAGAGUUCUGUGAGCUCUAUAGUGAAGAUUUUGAGCUCUGUACAGACACUGAAGCCGAUGGUGACCCUGGCACCUCAACCCUCCUCCAACGGGGUAGCACAGCAUGCAGCGAAGAACCAACUGAGGGGGGUGAAGAGGAGGAUGAGGAUGAGGAAGAGGUGCCACCGACCGUACCACAUAAUGGACUUAUCCUGCUCAUUUCUGUUGUGUACGGCUACUUUGUUUUGCCGUUGCCCACAUACAUAGGUGGUGUUUUGCUUGGAGUAGCCGCAGGUUUCAUGCUAGCAAUACUGGUCAUAUGGCUGUCAGCCCCAUGUGGCUCUUCUUGGGGUCCUCGCUUCAGACGAUGUAAGAGAGAACGCUGGAAUGGAGUCCCUCUAGACAUCAAAGAGCCAAUCAUGUAUAAGGGUUGGAUGAAUGAGAUUUACAGCUAUGACCCAGAGACGUACCACGCCACGCUUACCCAUUCGGUAUACGUGCGUCUUGAAGGCUCUGUGCUGCGCCUCUCCAAACCCAACCGCAAUAUUCCCCGCCGUGCCACCUUCAGUGAGCCCAAACCUGACGUCACGUACAUCAGCCAGAAGAUCUACGACCUGACCAACAGCAAGAUCUACUUGGUGCCCCACAGCCUGGCCAGAAAACGUGUGUGGAACAAAAAAUAUCCCAUUUGCAUUGAGCUGGCCAAACAGGAUGACUUCAUGGCAAAAGGGGAUCAGAAUGAAGACGAGGAGGAGAAAAUCCUUGCUCCAAGUGAAAGGACUGAGGGGGUGGUGGGUAGUGAGGAAACCAAGCGCUCCACAGACCCUGUCUUGUACCUGUUCGGGAGAACCGGAAGAGAGAAGGAAGAAUGGUUCAGGAGGAUGCUGCUGGCCUCCAGGCUCAAGGCUGAGAUCAGGAAACCCUCUGGCCUGCUUGCAUCUUGCCUCCCCUCUGACAUCAGCGGGAGCAGCCAAGCAGGUGCUUCGUCUCAAAGUUGCAGCAGUAGCCAAGGCAGUCUCGAUGACGUGAUUCAAUCUAAACCACGGCAGAAGGAUGUCAAACAAAAAGUACUGGAUUACAAUAUCUACAUGGCUAAAUAUAUCAGCCACUCUUCAGGGAGCCCAAAUGCCAGCCCUCUUCACAGUACUGACAGCAGUCCGAGGAGCGUAACCAAGUUCCCAACAGGUCCUGGCACGGAGAGUGAGUCUGAGGCCUGGGUCAAUGCCCUACUGGGCCGCAUUUUCUGGGACUUCCUCAGGGAGAAGUACUGGGCUGAUAUGGUCUCCAAAAAGAUCCAGAUGAAGUUGAGUAAGAUCCGGCUUCCGUACUUCAUGAACGAGCUGACACUGACUGAACUGGACAUGGGGAUGGCUAUUCCCAAGAUUCUUAAGGCCUCCAAACCAUCAGUGGACCAUCAAGGUCUGUGGUUUGACUUGGAGAUCUCGUACACUGGUUCUUUCCUGAUGACCCUGGAGACCAAGAUGAAUCUGGCCAGGCUUGGGAAGGAGGUAGAGAGCUUUGGAGAACAAGGAAAAGAGGGACCACGUAUAUACUGCCUGGCUGACAGUGAUGAGGAGUCAUCCAGUGCCGGAUCAUCUGAUGAGGAGGAUCCAGCAGAAGUACCUGAAAUGCCAGGGACAGAGAGUUUCGUUGGGGGACACCGGCCGAGCAAGAUCAUGCGCUUUGUGGACAAGAUCGCAAAGUCAAAGUAUUUUCAGAAGGCCACCGAGACGGAGUUCAUAAAGAAGAAGAUGGAGGAGAUGUCCAACACUCCUCUUCUCCUCACUGUGGAAGUGCAAGAGUGCCAGGGCAUGCUGGCCAUCAACAUUCCACCGCCCCCUACAGACAGAAUAUGGUAUGGCUUCAGAAGUCCUCCUCACCUCGAGCUGAAAGCCCGCCCUAAACUUGGUGAAAGGGAGGUCACUUUCGCCCAUGUCACUGACUGGAUUGAGAAGAAACUGGAUCAGGAGUUCCAGAAAAUAUUCGUCAUGCCAAAUAUGGACGACGUGUGGUUACCCAUCAUGCACUCAGCCAUGGACACGCGGUCCGGUGUGAACUUAGCUACUGUGACGACCGAUGCCUUGAGAGAUGUGGCUCCCUUGGACCUUGAACAAACUCCGGAUGACUUUUGAAAGCUGAUAAAACUGUCUUAUGAGACUUUGAGGAGUCAACCAAGGGCACUUGUUAUAUUAUGUUCUUAGAUGAAGGUUAGUUGGAAACAUGAGCGUGUCUAAAUGCAUAAUAGUAGACUAAUGCAUUUGUAUUGGACCUUGAACUGAGUAAGGUUCUGCUAAAUAAUGCUUUACAUGCACAGGCAGUUCUGGCAGUGUUUGAUACAUUUUUGGAAAUGAAAACAUACAACCGUGGAUGAAAGUCAGCUAUGGUUACAGCAAACAUCAGGGUUGGAGACCUCUUAUACAGUUACUUUAUUAGGACCACCUGCUCAUUCAGGCAACUAUUCAAUCAGCCAAUCAUGGAGCACCUGCACUGUGCAUAAAAUCAUGCAGAUAUAGAUCAAGAGCUUCAGUUCACGUCAGUGUUGUAGCCGAGUCACUAAACCUCGAGUCCGAGUCCAGUCUCACGUCCCCAGUGUUCAAGUCCGAAUCAUUAAAGAAAAUUUCGACUCGAGUCCGACACAAGCGCCGCUAUCAACAGGGUCUCUGGGUGGAGUCUUGCCAAAUGACGAUUGAAGUUCGAGGUUGUCCCCGUCGUCUCCUCAGUAGUUCUUCUACAUAUGGAACACACAGCAGUGCAUUUUUUCCCACUGCACGAGAAGUCUGUAUAAGCAAAGCGGACAAUCCUGGGGCGUCUCUCCAGGCAUUUUAGCGCCAUUAACGUUAGUUUGUUCCUGAACAUGGUGAAUUUGCAUUCUCUUGCACGAAAUUAGUAUAAAAAUUAAUGUAGAUAUAAAUAUCUUAUGCCAAAUUAUUAUGGCAUGUUACAAAAAAAGUAAAGAAAAAAUCCGAGUCCUCGUCUCCAAUCUACGAGUCCGAAUGCAGUUAACGUACGAGUCCGAGUCAGCCAUCAGCGCUUGAGUCCUUAAAAUUAGGGCCCGAGUCGGACUCAUCUACAAGCCUGGUUUAUGUUCACAUCGAACUGGAUAAAAAUAUUCUCUUAGUGACUUUCACUGGGGUGUGGUUGGUGGUACCAGACAGGCUCAUUUGAGUAUUUCGGAAACUGUAGCUCUCCUGGGAUUUUCACACACAACAGACUCUAAACCAGGGCCACCCAAUUCAAGCCCAUGGGCCAGUGUUUUGACCUGCCAUGGUAUUUGACAAGCCUGUGCUUAUUCUCCUGGUAUUUUGAAAGGGCUGUAAAAUCCUACCUAUAAUGACUACGAAACAAAGUUUGUGCAACUGAAAGGAAAGGUACAUAGCCUGAGGUGUACAACACAGUGCUGUUAAGGUCCCCUAUCAAAUUGGAACGCUUUAAUUCUCAAAGUACUUUGGAUGAUGCUUUUAACAAGGUGCCAUCACAAAAGGGUUUAGAAUUUUUAUCGCAUGCCUAUCUGAAGCAUUUCGUUUAGUUAUUAAUUUUAUGAAGAAAUUAUAAUACCUUUUUAUAGAAAUGCUCUUGCCAUGAAAUAGCCUUAGGUGCUGCCAAGGCAUUAAAAAAAAAUCACUCACUGUCUUAAAUACUUGCCUAUGAAUAAUUAUGGUCCUCUCUCUCUCCUCCAUUUUUAAUAUUUUUGUUUCAGUAUAAUUUUUACACAAGAGUAGAAAGGAGUAAUAAUCAUAAAAUAUUACUCAUCUGAAAUAUACAGGGUAUUUAUUUAAAUAAGUGCUCACAUGCUGUGCAUGUAUCAUACAUCACUGGCUUUGACUCAGCUAGUCAAGAUUGAGCAAUUAAGGCAAUGGCACACUGGUAAAGGAAAUUAAAAACAGGCAAGAUAUAUAUAUUUAUUUAUAGAAAUAAAUUUGUAGACAGACAGUGGCCGCCAGUGUUGUGAUCAAGUCACUAAACCUCGAGUCCGAGUCCAGUCUCGAGUCCCCAGUUUUCGUCUGAGUCAAGUCCAAGUCAUUUAAAGAAAAUUCCGAGUUGAGUCCGAGAACAAGACUCCGACCGCACCAUUUGACGGUGGCUGCUGUUGCCUUUAUGUGAAACCGUCUCUGGUGCUGUGUUGGACUAACAUUACUGCUCGACCGCCCCAUUUUAGUUAAUAGGCUACAGAUAAAAAGCUUGUUCAUCGCUCAGCAAGCCCCGCCCACUAUCAACAGGGCAAAUAACAUGAGCGAGGGUUAACGCUAGCUAGUUCAUCGCUCAGCAAGCAACAGAGCAAUGAACAGGGCGUGUCCCUUACUUCUCUGGGUGGAGUCUUGUCAAAUGACAAUUGAAGUUCGAGGUUGAACAGGUGAAUUUGCAUUCUCUUGCACGAGAUUAGUAUAAAAAAAUUAAUGUAGAUAUAAACUAUCUUGUGCCAAAUUAUGUGCAUGUUACCAAAAAUGAAGAAAAAAAUCUGAGUCCUCGUCUCCAAUUUACGAGUCCGAAUGCACUUAAUGCAUGAGUCAGACUCUAGUCAGAGUCCUGGACUCGAGCACUACAAGCCUGAAGGCCACCGCUAUGAAUCAUCCGUAAUCACUAUGAAAUUAAACAUCCGGUCAUCUUUUCAAAGUACAGAAUGUUAAUUUUCUAUAAACUACUGCAUAAUACAUUUUAAAUGUAACGUAAUGUAACUUCAAAAAAAAAAGUCAACAUUUAAUUUUGGCCCAUGGCCCUCCAUCCAGAUUAAUUUUUGUCCCUUCAUCAGAAAGAAAUUGGGCACCUCUGUGAAAAACACCCAGGGAGCUGCAUUUCCCUGGGCAGAAACAGCUUGUUGAUGAGAGAGCAAGGUCCGAGAAGAAUGGCCAGAUUAAUUUGAGCUGGCAGGCGGCCUAGUGCAGCUCAAACAACCGUUCUUUCCAACUGCAAUGAGCAUAAAACAGGGAUGUGAUUUGGGGCUGGUGAAAUUAUCUGAAAAUUUUAGCCGGGGGUCUGGGGGCCACAGGCCCCCAGCUGGUCCAGGGCAGCGGCCUGGUGGGGGGACAAGGGGGGAAGCCCCCCGAAGCUCCUGGGUUCUGGGGUUUUCUGACUUUAAAAAUUGUACUAAAAUGGCAAGCAAACACACAAGAAAAAACUUGUCAUGAUUAACAAAUUCAAGCCAAUUUAAUGGUCAACAUGCAACAAGCUUACGUACAGCUAUCUAACA